UUACCGGCAUUUCAACACCGACGGGCGAGACUGUCCCUCGUACUAUUUAUUUAUUGUCGAAAAAUUUUAUAUAACGUUAAAUAUGUUGUGCCUUUGCCUUUAUGUGCCUGUCCACAAUUCCGAUCAAAUCGAAGUGGAGUAUUUCGAAUCAAAAGGAUUACCGUCCGAGCUCAAGUCGCUCUUUAAACUCAGUGUUCUUCUGCCGUCCCAGGAAUUUUCGACAUACCAAAAAUGGAGAAAGAAAGCCUUUAAAACCGAAGAGAAGGAACAUGGUGGGCAACUGGAUUUUGAGGAGUUUGUUCACUAUCUCCAAGACCAUGAGAAGGACCUGAAGCUUGUCUUUAAAAGCCUGGAUGGGAAGAAUGCCGGUCAAGUGAACGCCAAUGACAUUGUGAACUCCUUGCAAGAUCUUGGAGUCCAUAUUUCCCUGCCGCAAGCAGAGAGAGUGCUUAAAAGCAUGGACAGAAAUGGAACAAUGACCAUUGACUGGAAUGAAUGGAAGAAGGAUCCAUCAAAACAGCCUGCCGAGAACAUUCCAGAAAUCAUCCUCUACUGGAAACACUCGACUAUCUUCGAUAUUGGUGAGAAUCUGAUGGUUCCGGAUGAGUUUACAACACAGGAACACAUAACAGGGAUGUGGUGGAGACACCUGGUAGCAGGCGGAGGUGCUGGAGCUAUUUCUCGAACAUUCACUGCUCCACUUGACCGACUCAAAGUUCUUAUGCAGGUUCAUGGUUCCCAUAGCAACAACCUGUGCAUCAUGACCGGUCUCACCCAGAUGAUCAAGGAAGGAGGGAUGCGAUCGUUGUGGAGGGGUAAUGGCAUCAACGUCAUCAAAAUCGCCCCAGAGUCGGCCCUCAAAUUCAUGGCUUAUGAGCAGAUUAAGCGACUGAUGGGCAGCAGUCGGGAAACUUUAGGCAUCACAGAACGUUUUGUAGCCGGUUCUCUAGCAGGAGUCAUCGCUCAGAGUGCAAUUUACCCCAUGGAGGUUCUCAAAACUCGCCUGGCAUUGAGAAAGACGGGCCAGUACAAGGGCAUGUCCGAUUGUGCCAAACAGAUCCUGAGGGGUGAGGGAGUCUGUGCAUUCUACAAAGGCUACGUACCAAACAUGCUGGGCGUCAUUCCUUACGCUGGCAUCGAUCUAGCCGUCUAUGAGACGUUGAAGAACACAUGGCUUCAGCGCUACGGUACGGACAGUACAGAUCCUGGUGUGUUUGUUCUUCUAGCCUGCGGUGCCAUUUCCUGCACUGGUGGCCAACUCGCCAGCUACCCGCUUGCUCUUGUACGAACACGCAUGCAGGCACAAGCCACGGUUGAAGGUGCUUCCCUGGUCUCCAUGACUGGGCUCUUCAAACAGAUCUUGAAGACUGAAGGUCCCAUGGGUCUCUACCGGGGUCUGACCCCAAACUUCCUGAAGGUCAUCCCUGCUGUCAGCAUCAGCUAUGUUGUAUAUGAGCACAUCAAGUCAGUAUUAGGAGUGCAGUCAAGAUGAGGAGCAUAUCAAGGGACUUUGGGUUGUAAAUCUUGGGGUUUUGAACCUUGAGGUGUGACUGCCAUCUCAUUCUGUGAAUGUGAGUGGGUAGGGGAUGAAACGGUUAACGUGCACAAAGGUAUUUUUACGGAGAAAGGGGAAGAAUUUACUCCCCAAAUCUGUAACAUCUAAUUUAUUGUUCUAGAAAGUAAGAAAAUAACCACUGUGUUAAUGUUGUUCAAAAGCUGAAAUCAGGGACCAACCUUUUGGAUUUCAUGUGGCGAUUAUGCUGAUCUCGACAAAGGUGGCACUGUGAGAGAAUCGAAUACUGUUAUGAUCCAUUUGGGUAUUGCAGAAAGGUGUCAAACACUACAACCAAAACUGUCCAGUUUGUACUGUGAAAUAUUUGCAUUAUUACUUGCACAUCGAACUUUCACUGCCCUUUUUCUUACAAAUGCUGCUUUAUAUUGACUAAAGUAAUAUUUAUGUACCGUAACCAGAUAUUUAUUUGUUGUGGCAUCCAGUGAAGUUUUACAAAUGCAUUUCUUGGCACAUCUUAAAGCCUGUUUUUGUCAGCAGUGUUAACCGUGUUAUAGGGUUAAACUGCUGACUAAUUUAAUAUUAAAUCUGCACACACUUAAGUACUUUGCCUUAAUGUAAGAGAACGUCUGGUUGAAUUGGAAAAUGAAUGCACUUUAAUUGCUUUGGUCAGUUUGGAAUGUGAGCUUAAUCUAAAGGAAACCGAACGAUUGUUAACAUCGUCAAUCGGUGUGAAUGAUUUGUAAUCUGGGACCACGUGUUCAAUGAAUAAAUGCACAUGAUAUGCUUGCAGUAUUGUUUGGGUGAAGAGGAUUUGCAUACACCAAGCAAAAGUAUGUGUUUGAGAUUAAUUGGUGUGGCUGGAUUUGUGGAAAGCUCCAUCCAGAAUACCUGGAACUGCUUUUGAGGUCAGCUUGGCUUUUGUUUUAGUUUAUUUUAAACAUUUUGUAAUUUAUUUUUCAAUAAAAAAUGUCAUUUA
Molecule: messenger RNA, 2489 nt
Organism: Xyrauchen texanus (razorback sucker)
Lineage: Eukaryota; Metazoa; Chordata; Actinopteri; Cypriniformes; Catostomidae
Product: calcium-binding mitochondrial carrier protein SCaMC-2-A-like
Exons: 10
Coding region: 83-1492 (469 amino acids)
Biological process (GO): transmembrane transport
Cellular component (GO): mitochondrial inner membrane
Molecular function (GO): calcium ion binding; ATP transmembrane transporter activity
Source: RefSeq, a predicted model, not a curated record